Penicillium expansum is the source of this 1131-nucleotide messenger RNA. Its product is annotated as Ornithine cyclodeaminase/mu-crystallin. Bases 1 to 1131 code for a protein of 376 amino acids. Lineage: Eukaryota; Fungi; Ascomycota; Eurotiomycetes; Eurotiales; Aspergillaceae. The record is from RefSeq and is a predicted model, not a curated record. The transcript has a single exon. Gene Ontology annotation, cellular component: cytoplasm.
AUGGCAAACAUUGAGAUCUUAGAUAACGCCACCAUCCAUGACUUGUUGAUCAACCUUUCUCGGGAAGAGGCUAUCGCCUUGCGAAAAGUUCUCGAACAAACAUUCGAGGACGUUUCAGUCGGUGGCGAGCGUCAGUACCAGCCCAUGCCUAGUGUUACCAACCGAGCCAAUGGACAAAACACUCUUUUCCGACCUUUUACCUCGGAUUCAAGCGUCGGUGCUAAGAUAGUCGUAGAGCCCGCACCGGGUUUUGACGGGAAGAAGGAUCCCCUGCACGGAAUUAUCGUGUUGACAGACGGCAAGGGAAACCUAACGGCCAUUUUAAGCUCCGAAGAGGUCACCGGGUACCGAACCUCCAUGAACGCAAUGGUUCCGUUCUGUUGGAGGAAGCAUGUGGAUAAUAUUGUGAUUUUCGGUGGUGGAAUGCAGGCUCUAUGGCAUACCCGAUUGAUCCUGACCCUCCGUGGUUUGGAGGUUCAGAAAAUCACAUAUGCUAGUCCAGGCAAGGAUCGAGUUGAUAGGCUGAUUGCGACUGUCACAAAAGAGAACCAAGCUCGCUGGAACUCAAACGCAUCAUUUCAUUUCAUCGACACCACCGCCACGGACUACCAGCGUGAUCUUCAAGCUCUUCUGAAAACCGCUGAUGCUAUAUUUUGCACGACGCCUUCUAAGAAGCCUCUCUUUCCUGCCAGCUACCUCACCCAGUGCCGCAUCCGCCAACCCUUCAUUUCAGCUAUCGGUUCCUGGCUACCUGACAUGGUCGAACUUGAUCAAGCACUUUUACAUCAUGCUAUUUCGGCUAGCGAUGGGUACAACUCUAUCACCAGAGAAAACCGGGGUGUUGUACUGGUUGAUGAUCGGGAUUUUGCUCUGCAGAACUGUGGUGAGCUAGUCAACAGCGGAAUCCUCGCGAGGGAUGUUGUUGAGCUUGGCGAAAUCAUUGCGUUGAAGAAAGGCAAGGGAAGCCCAACACAGGACCGGGUAGAAAAGACAACCAAGUUUAUUUCAGAGAGCUUCAUUGUAUAUAAAAGCGUCGGUGUCAGCCUUACGGACCUGACAGCUAGCAAUGCUAUUCUGGAGCUAGCCAAGAACAAGCUGCCCCAACAGCAGUCACAAGCGCAUGGAAAUUGA